Capsicum annuum is the source of this 2487-nucleotide messenger RNA. Its product is annotated as eukaryotic translation initiation factor 3 subunit D. The transcript has 2 exons. Gene Ontology annotation, cellular component: cytoplasm; eukaryotic translation initiation factor 3 complex. NCBI's taxonomy places the organism in Eukaryota, Viridiplantae, Streptophyta, Magnoliopsida, Solanales, Solanaceae. Gene Ontology annotation, molecular function: translation initiation factor activity. Gene Ontology annotation, biological process: translational initiation. The record is from RefSeq and is a predicted model, not a curated record. Bases 422 to 2152 code for a protein of 576 amino acids.
GUAUCACACUGUCUAUUUGCUAAACUUUACACUUUCUAACAAACAUAUACACUAAUUUAGUGAUUAUAAAUUCAUAUACAUAACUUAUCGGUUCGAUCUAGUUUCUUAAUCAAUUUAUUUUAAUUAAUCUAAAUCAAAUCAAAUAUCAUCAAUUUUAAAACUUAAAUCCAAACCAAAACCAAACCAGUUUGUUUAAUCAAUUUGGUUCGAUUUGGGUUUUGGACUUUUGCUAUUAGAUUAGAUUGAAGUAUAUCUGGGGGGCUUUAUCGAACUUUACAAUAUUGAAUAGGGACCUGUCUAUCAAAGUUAUAUACUCCCUCUUUUAGAACUAGCUAGGGUUUUAUCAUCUCUUCUACAUUGUUCUACUCUUUUCUCGCCGCCGGAAAGUUGUUUAACUUGUUAUCCAUACAUAUCAACAGCAAUGGUAGGUUUUGAACUUGGCUCCGUUCCGUUCAAUUCCGACGGAUGGGGUCCACCGGAUUCCUCCCUCUCCGUUACUAACCAAAUCUCUAAUGCCCCUUUUGCCCCUUUCUCCCGCUCCGACAAGAUCGGCCGGAUCGCUGACUGGACCCGGUCCAUUUCAAACCGACCCGGAUCCAACUCCAAGCAAAACCCUACUGAUUCCGCUUUCGAUUUUUCCGGUGACGACUCGUUUGCUACUCUGGCCGCUGAUGAGGACUCGUCGUUCCGUCUCGUUGAUACUGCUGCUAAGUCUCAUCAUCAUGGACAGCACCGUCCAAAGUUUAACCCUAGGUGGAGGUUUAAUCCUCAUCAUAACCGUUCUCAGCUUCCCCAGCGUAGGGAUGAGGAAGUCGAGGCGAAGAAGCGUGAGCAGGAGAAGGAAAGAGCUCGAAGGGAUCGGUUGUACAAUCUCAAUCGUUCGGGAACCAAUGCUGGGCAGAGAAGGGAAUCUGCGGUGUUCAAGUCGUCUGUUGAUAUUCAGCCUGAAUGGAAUAUGCUUGAUCAGAUCCCGUUUUCGACUUUCUCUAAGCUUGCGUUCUCCGUUCCUGAGCCUGAAGACUUGCUAAUAUGUGGUGGCCUUGAGUUCUACGACCGGUCUUAUGAUCGAAUUACUCCGAAGAAUGAACGGCGUCUUGAGAGGUUUAAGAACAGGAAUUUCUUCAAGAUUACUACUACUGAUGAUCCUGUUAUUCGUCGGUUGGCUAAUGAGGAUAAAGCUACUGUUUUCGCGACAGAUACGAUUCUGUCUACCUUAAUGUGUGCUCCUAGGUCUGUUUACUCAUGGGAUAUUGUUGUUCAUCGUGUUGGGAAUAAGUUGUUUUUCGAUAAGCGGGAUGGGUCGCAACUGGAUUUGCUUUCUGUUCACGAAACUUCGCAAGAACCAUUGCCUGAUGUGAAGGAUGAUAUCAAUUCAGCCUAUUCAUUGAGCGUUGAGGCUGCUUAUAUUAAUCAGAAUUUCUCGCAACAGGUGCUGAUUAGAGAUGGGAAAAAGUUGAGUUAUGAUGAGCCAAACCCGUUUGCGACUGAAGGGGAAGAGGUGGCAUCAGUGGGUUACAGAUACAGGAGGUGGAAGUUGGAUGAUGAUACGUUUUUGGUGGCGCGAUGUGAAGUGCAGAGUGUGGCUGAAGUGAACAAUCAGAGAUCAUUCUUGACUCUGAAUGCCUUGAAUGAGUUUGAUCCAAAGUACUCUGGGGUUGAUUGGAGGCAGAAGCUGGAGACACAAAGGGGUGCUGUGUUAGCUACUGAGUUGAAGAACAAUGCUAAUAAGCUUGCGAAAUGGACUGCACAAGCACUGUUAGCUAAUGCUGAUAUGAUGAAGUUGGGUUAUGUAUCAAGAGUUCAUCCUAGGGAUCAUUUUAACCAUGUAAUAUUAGCUGUUGUAGGAUAUAAGCCUAAGGACUUCGCUACACAAAUUAAUUUGAACACAUCAAACAUGUGGGGUAUUGUGAAAAGUAUUGUGGACUUGUGUAUGAAGUUGAAUGAAGGGAAAUAUGUGCUUGUUAAGGACCCAACCAAGCCACAGGUUCGAAUUUAUGAAGUCCCUCCAGAUGCAUUUGAGAAUGACUAUGUUGAGGAGCCUUUGCCCGAAGAUGAACAGGUCCAGCCUCCCGCCGAGGACGCACAAGGCCCAGAGGCAAAUGCGGCUGCAACUGAAGUAGAGGAUAAGGAAGUUAGCACUGAAGCUGCAUAAGGGUUGUCAGGGACUGAAGUGAUACUUCUUGAUCCUCAUGUAGAUCUUCACCUUGUUCUUAUCAUCAACAGCUUUUUGAGGUGACUCUGCACUUUUGUCUGUCCGAUUAGAUUAGAAACGGGAAGGCAUUUUGUCGAGAGAUUUUUACCAUUUUAUCAAACUUGUUCGGCUUCGUUUCUCUCCUGUUGUGGUUUUGAUGAUUAUGGACCUUUCGUCAUGGUUAAUUUUGUAAUAGGAUUCCCUUUUACUUUAAUGUUUUGAAACACCUUUUGAUUAUAUAUUUGAUACUGAGAUGUAAUAGAUUAUUGUUGCAUCUGCAAUUAGUUAAUUAUGCA